Molecule: messenger RNA, 1717 nt
Organism: Vicia villosa (hairy vetch)
Lineage: Eukaryota; Viridiplantae; Streptophyta; Magnoliopsida; Fabales; Fabaceae
Product: probable vacuolar amino acid transporter YPQ2
Exons: 13
Coding region: 117-1265 (382 amino acids)
Source: RefSeq, a predicted model, not a curated record
ACGGAAGAAUAUAACCUAUGAUUGAAAAAUCAGCCAAACUACAACGAUGAAGGGUUCAUUUCACUUGAGAUUGCGACUGCAACUGCAUGCAAUGAUAUUUCAGUUCAUUUGAUGCAAUGGGAGUGUUUGAGAGUUUCACCCUUUCAGAUUGGUGUCAUAGUAAUCAGCAUUGUUUGGAAUUAGCCAAAAAGCAUAUGAGCAGUAGGAGGGAGGCAGCUUCUUUCACCUUAGGUUUAGUAAGUGUUAUUGUUUGGGUUGUUGCUGAGAUUCCUCAAAUCAUCACAAACUACAAAGCCAAAUCAACUGAUGGUCUAUCUGCCACUUUCUUGAUCACAUGGAUUAUUGGGGAUCUAUUCAACCUAUUUGGAUGCAUACUGGAACCUGCAACACUUCCAACUCAGUUAUAUAUGGCAGUGCUGUAUACCUUCGUAACUGUAGCACUUGGUUCACAAUCCAUUUACUAUGGCUACAUAUACAAGAGACAGCUCAAGGUUGAGACACCAACAAAAGUCAGUGAUGCUGAACAGAGUCAUGAAUUUGAUGAUUUCAGUAGAGGAGCUGUUCUGAGUUCUCCUAUUCCUCUUCCAGCACAUCUUCCAAGCAUAUCUACUGGAAGAGAAUUAUUCUACCAGUCAGCAAGAUCUCUGACCAAGACUCAUACACCAACAUCAGGAUCCAUCUUAGCCCAAAGAAUGACUCCUAAUUCUCCUUUUCUAGAUUCUUUGAAAGAGAACUUGCUUGGUUCAGCCUUUGCCAGACAAUCUGCCCCAUCUUUGAAGAUAAAGUCUACUCUAUGUUUGGUGUCCACAUUAAGUUUUUUUGGUGUUAUCAAUCUCUAUAAAUCAGUAGAUAAAGGAAUUAAUCCCAUGGUCUCAAACCCAAGACAGCAAUUUGUGGUUUAUGUCGGAAGAAAGCUUUUCCAGGUCAGUGGGGAUCAGUUGUUGGAAAAUGGUGCAUCAGGAAACAGUAGCAUUGGGACUUUCCUUGGUUGGGCAAUGACAUUUCUAUAUUUGAGUGGAAGGAUGCCUCAAAUUUGGUUAAAUAUCAGAAGGGGACAUGCUGAGGGCCUGAAUCCUUUGAUGUUUCUCUUUGCUUUAAUCGGGAAUGCUACUUAUGUUGCAAGCAUACUUGUGAGCAGCUUGGAUUGGUCAAAUAUCAGACCAAAUCUACCAUGGUUGGUAGAUGCAGGAGGAUGUGUCCUUCUUGAUUUUUUUAUUUUAAUGCAGUUUCUAUAUUUUCGCUGCCAAACCUCGCCGGGCCUGUAAAUAAAUAUAAACAGCAUACUGCUUCUUAUUGAGGAGGAAACAAGGAUAUUCAGGUUCCGUACUCUCUCCUGUAUGUAUGUACAUGUGUUUCUGUGACAUGUUAUGAUGUGUUUAUCAGUUUAUUCAUACCAUGUAUUGGAGGCUGCUAAGACUAAUUGCUCAUGAAACAGGAUAUACACAUAUUACUAUUAAUAAUGUUGUCUUUCAUGGUUAAUUUUCAUUUCAGUUGAUCAUAAAUAUUGGUGAUUCUCUCCAAUUUCAACCAGAUCUGGAUUAUUUCAUAAAGCUGACUUGAUGUAUGUUCAUAGAAAUCUUUCAACCUCUCCACCAAGUUGGCCUUCAUAUGUGAGCUUGAAGCUGUAUUGGUGAAUGAUACCUGCUUAAUUGUAAGAUCAUUGGCCUGGUGGCCAGAAAAACAAGAGGAAGUGGUUACGUUCAUUUGAAUCGGCAAU